This is a messenger RNA of Physella acuta, 6064 nucleotides long. RefSeq lists its product as uncharacterized. The record is from RefSeq and is a predicted model, not a curated record. Lineage: Eukaryota; Metazoa; Mollusca; Gastropoda; Physidae.
GUUUGGCUUUUCAUGCAGCCCCCGAUAAAAAUCUGGCUAAGCGCAGCGGACGAACAACAUUAUUAUUAGCAUGAAACGCUAGACUUUCGCAACACAGUUGUAUUGGACUAUCGUACGAGAACGUAAACAAACAUGAGUCAAGCGCCUUUAGAGCAACGAGAAAUAUCUGCCCCAAGGGUCGGACGUUUCAAAGUUUAUAUUCAGGGGGACCUGAAGCACAGUCAGUUUAUCAUUUUAACUGUUCAUGACUUAGGAUGCAAUCAUUCCAUGUGGACCAACUUCUUGGCCUCACCCUCCAUGGAGGAGAUCAACAGGCGGGGCGCCUUCAUACAUGUGGAUAUCCCUGGCCAGGAGGAUGAGGCACCUGACCUACCUGCUGAAUACCCGCCCAAGCACAAGUCAGGUUUAAACAUGUGCUACACCUUCCCCAGCAUGCAGAGUCUCGGAGAGGAUCUGGUGUGUGUCCUUGAUCAGCUUGAUGUCAAGCAAGUCAUCUGUGUGGGUGAAGGAGCCGGUGCUAACAUUGCUGCUAGAUUUGCUAUGGCGCAACCUGAAAGAGUUUUGGGCUGUGUCCUCAUUCAUUGCACUGGUACCACAGCAGGUGUCAUGGAGUCUCUUAAAGACAAGGUGAUGAACUGGAAGCUGGAACAGAUAGGCAUGAACCCCUCCACUGAGGCCUACCUGUGUCUGCACCGUUUUGGCUCGGUGACACCUGAGUUUGAGAAGGCUGAGAACAAGGAACAGCUGCAGAAAGUCAUCGAAUCUUUCCAGGAAUCUCUGAGGUCAAAGAUCAACCCAAGAAACCUCAAGAGAUUUGUCCAGGCUUUCAUGAGGAGGUCAAAUAUUGCUGAUCAAGUUGGUAAAAUCAAGUGCCGCGUCAUGAUGGUGACAGGCAGCAAGGCAUCCUUCAACCACACAGUCCACAACCUGUUCUCCCGCAUGAGGGAGAGGCUGGACAAGAAAGAAUGUGACAUCCUCGAGGUUGAUGGGGUGGCCAAUGUCUUGGAAGAGAAGCCUGAAAGGUUUGCAGAAAGUUUGCUUUAUUUCCUGCAAGGCAUGGGCUUAGUUGGCGGUGUCCCUAUGCCGCGUGUCCAGCGCUCCGCAUCCAUCGACAGCACGGGCACGCCCCCCAGCCGCACGCGGUCCAUGUCCAUGGAGGAGGCGGACAUGCCCCGGGGCAUCUACUCCAUGAGCCCACCCAAGUACGGCUCAUCCCCAACCCGAGGCAGCUCCGGCGACGUCCUGUCCACUAGCCCUACAAGCUAAGCUGUUACAUUUUGUUGACCACUGAUUGACUGUUCAUUGAUUAUUGUAGUGUUUACCUAAAUAAUCAGCUGUAACUACAAUAGUUUUUUUUUUUUUUUUAAUUUGUCACAUGUUGAAAACAUGGCUGAUGUUUUAGUUGAAAGUUGGUGUCGACAUUUCUGUUAGUAUCUGUAACCCUAGACUUGGAGGUCUUAGAAGUGUAGUGGAAACUCCAUUUUUAAGGACAAUCUCUCCAUUCGUGAAUCAGGCAUGUCUCCUCAUACCUAUACGCUGCAUAAUAUAAUGUUUCCAUCCGACAAAGUUUAGAUUAUCUUUAUACAUGGCUCAUAUGAAAAUGAAAAAAAAAUAUAUCUAAUAAACCCAUUUUUUGUAACUAUUUGUUUUUAUUGUUUAUAACUUUUUAUAACAUUGAGAUAAUUAUGUUUGAAUUAUUAAAUUGUUUUGGUUUUAAAAAAUUUUUGCAGCAUGAGUUAUGUUUUCCAAAGAUAUUUUUCACUGAUUUUUCCUUUAGUUAAAACAGUUUUAUGUACGGCAGUGUAAGAUGCUGCUUGCAUUGCUUCCCCUUUUUUAAUUCAAUUGUCUAUUCACUCAACUAAGUUUAACAACCUUUUUUCUACUAUUUAAAAUGUAUUUUUCCCCUUAGUAUAAUUUUUUGAAGCCUAUCCUUAAAAUUAUGUGAAUCGAUCAGUAUUCAAAAUUUUGAUUAAAUUCUCAAGUAUUUUUUACUUAGUCAUUUCCGUAGCAUUUACUUUUUCUCUCACCUCGACAAAAAGUAUUAAACAAUUUUAUGUUACCUAUUACUUACCUGAACUCUUAUAUUUUUAAUAAGGUUUGUUCAAAUUAUUUUUGAAUUGCAUUUAAUUUAGUAUUAUUUAGCAUCGGUAAAAGAUGCAUCCUAGCUCAAGUUUUGUGAGAACUAAUUCAAACAAGCAAUAUAGAAUAACUAUUUGUAUUGUGAUUAUUUUUAGCCUUCCUAUUCUCCUUACAAUCUACAAUUCAAGUUCUAGAAUUUAAAAAAAAAUCAGGGUCAUAUUCUGUGAUUUCCUUUUGAAGGAUGUUUAAUUUUUUUUACACAAUCAGGAAAUUUGAAAGUUUUAUUUAUUAUUUCUGGUACCAGCCCAGCACUAGAAACUUUGGAUGUUUUCUUGUCCAAUCUUUAGGGUGAACUGUAAACCACAGUAACAAAGACAGUGGAGUUUCUGUGACAUUCUCUUGUAUGGAAUAGGAAUCACUCAUUUUGCUUUUCUAACCGAUGUUGUUUUUAGGAAGGCUCAUUUAUUACACUUGUAAUUAGAGAAUCUGUAUCAGUUGAUGUUUUUUUUUUAUCGUGAUUGAUGAAGGAGUUUCUAUUUAGUUACAGUUUGUUUACAUUUAAAAGAACAAUUUUUUUAUAGAAUUUAUCAAAAAAAAAAAUUGUAUUUUUUUUCUGGGUUUGUAAUUAUUUUUCAAUUAUUUUGUUUAACGACAACUUUCAUAUUUUUUACAAUAUAAAUUCACGUAAACUGUUAUUGUUAUGUUUCACUUUAAAGAUCUAGUUUUUAUAAGAUUCUACUCCUUGAAUUGAUUAGAAAAUACUGAAUAUUAUAUUUAACUAUGCACAUUGUUUCAUCAUUAGCUAUGUUGUAGAACGACUCAUUUUGUUUUUUUUUAUUCUUUGGUGACAAAAGAUUGUACAGGCUGGUGGGAUCACCUCAUCUUCCUAGAUUGUGGUGACCCAAUGUUGUGGUGAGUCAUAUGGUGACACAAUGUUGUGGUGAGUCAUGUGAUGACACAAUGUUGUGGUGAGUCAUGUGGUGACACAAUGUUGUGGUGAGUCAUGUGGUGACACAAUCUUGUGGUGAGUCAUGUGGUGACACAAUGUUGUGGUGAGUCAUGUGGUGACACAAUGUUGUGGUGAGUCAUGUGGUGACACAAUCUUGUGGUGAGUCAUGUGGUGUACAAUCUUGUGGUGACACAUUCUUGUGGUCAUUCAUAUGGUGACACAAUCUUGUGGUGAGUAUGUGGUGACACAAUGUUGUGGUGAGUCAUGUGGUGACACAAUGUUGUGGUGAGUCAUGUGGUGACAAAAUCUUGUGGUCAUUCAUAUGGUGACACAAUCUUGUGGUGAGUCAUAGGGUGACACAAUCUUGUGGUGAGUCAUAGGGUGACACAAUCUUGUGGUGAGUCAUGUGGUCAACUUCUAGAAUGGUGACCCAAUCAUGUUGGCACCUACUCAUAUGGUGAUGUGCUGUCCAUCACAUUAAUGUCCCAUCCUACCCAAGGCACAAGAAGUGCUUGUCAAAAGGUCAUCCAGAUAAAGUGCUUGUCAAAAGGUCAUCCAGAUAAAGUGCUUGUCAAAAGGUCAUAUGGAUACAGUGCUUGUCUUAAGGUCAUGUUGAUAAGAUCAUCUAUAUACAGUUUGUCUAAAGGUCAUCCGGAUAAAGUGCUUGUCAUUAGGUCAUCUGGAUGCACAGAUAUAGUGCUUUUCAUAAGGUCAUCCAGAUGCAGAGCUUGUCAUAAGGUCAUAUGGAUACAGUGCUUAUCAUAAGGUCAUCCAGAUAUAGUGGUUGUGAAAAGGUCAUGCUGAUAUGGGCAUCUAUAUACAGUAUUUGUAAAAAGGUCAUCUGGAUGCACAGAUACAGAGCUUGUCAUAAGGUCAUCCAAAUGCAGUCCUUGUCAAAAGGUCUGGAUAUAGUGCUUGUCAUAAGGUCAUUUGGGUACAGUGCUUGUCAUAAGGUCAUCUUGAUACAGUGCUUGCCAUAAGAUUAUCCAAAUGCAGUGCUUGUCAUAAGGUUAUCCGUAUACAUCAUCAACUUGUUGGAACUCAAUCAACAUGAAGGGAUUAGUAUCCCUGUUAGAACUGAUUAGAUUUUUAUAUUACCACAAUGACAUGUCAUUGUCACUGACAUGUCAUGUCAUGACAUCAUUUUAUGUUGUCUAUGUAUGUACAUUGUUUUUUUUAUCAUGGCAAAAUGUGGUUAGCUCGAGUUGUGGUAGGUGGGUGUGGUCCCUAUGUUAUAGAUGAAAUGAUGGUGGCUAUGGGUGAAAUGUUGGUGGCUGUGGGUUUAGGUUGUGGGUGAAAUGUUGGUGGCUGUGGAUUUAUGCUACACGUAAGCUAAGUAAGUGGGGAGGGGAAGUUGUUGGCCACUUAGGAACAAAAUCUCUACUUAACUUGGCAGGUUUAUUAUUUUUUUGUUUGUUGAAUGUACCUAGAUCUGACUGUGUGUUUAUGCACAACUUAUCUCCAAGUGUACUUGCUUUGUUAGAAGUCCAAAUUGUUGAUGUCAUAGCUCAGUUAGACUGAUGUCAUCUGCUCAUGAUGUCAUCUGCUCAUGGUGUCAUAGCUCAGAGUGAUGUCAUUUGCUUAUCAUCAUGAUGUCAUAGCUCAGUCAACUUGAUGGCAUCUGCUCAUGGUGUCAUGGCUCAGACUGAUGUCAUUUGCUUAUCAUCAUGAUGUCAUAGCUCAGUCAAAUUGAUGUCAUCUGCUCAUGGUGUCUAGGUCUAGUUUGAUUUAUGUCUCUUUAUGUUUAACAUUAAAAAAAAAACUUGUCUUAGUUUUUCCAACAUUCACUUUCUCUUGCUGUGGUCUCCCUUUGUUCAGAUGACUUCCCUUGGUUGUGUUAUUCUUAUUGACUACCCUAUUUACUUGAUACAUUUAAUUAGAUUAUUUAUAUUUAACAUAUGAACUAAAACCCAAAACAUGAAACCAGAACUGAAUAAGUCAAGUAACAAAAUGUAUCUUGCAUGUGACACCUAUUUGACUUAAAGAAAAUAAUCAGAUGUUUUUCAAGAAUUUUUUUUUAGAAUUACAUUACAAACUCUUUAAAUAAAUUUUAAAAAAAUUUAUUACACUCAAAAUAUUAAAAAAAAACUUUUUUAGAAAUGGAAAGAAAUACUAUGUUCCCUUUUGUUUGUAGUUUCCUAAUACAUUCUAUCGUUGAGUCAUGCCUAGACUUAACAUUUGAAAUUUUUUUGUAUUCACUUCGAAAAAAUAUACGUUCUACCCCAGCUAGAACCUGCAUCCGCUUUAAACUUUGUACACGCCCUUGUACACCUGUGUACACAUUUUAUCUUGUCUAUGCUUUAAAGUUUGUUGUUGAAAAGCACCGUGGGGGAUAUUUUAAUUUUUAUUUUUCACUGACGACAAAAACAUCUGCUGCUUGCCUGAUGCUUGUCAUGCUCUGCUGGGAUUGGGACAUUAAAGUUGGCGUUAGAAACUUUGUCUGGUUUGACAGUUAACCAUGGUUUGUUGAUGUAAGUUUGUAAGUGUAAGUUUGUAAGUGUAAGUUUGUUAAUGUAAGUCCUCAUCUAUGAAUGUCAUGACUCCCCAUAUUUUGAGUAUCAUAAAUGCCGUUUAUAAAUGUCAUAUGCCCCAAUUGCUGAAUGUCAUACACCCCCAUCUAUGAAUGUCAUAUAUUCCAUCUGUGAAUGCCAUACGUCCCUUAUGGGAAAUAGAUUGGUGAUAUAUGUGUAAAUGGUGCCAUUUUUUUUCUCAUAUUUUUUUUUGUUUUUUUAUACAUUAAUCUCAUCGUAUAACCAAGAAAAAAAACUUACCAUAACUCAAUGUUAUUUCAUAUCACCAUUUUUUUUUAAUCCGCAAAAUUUUAAACAAGACAAUAGUUGUUUUUUUAGUAACUGGUAAAAGCUGUUUUAAUUAAUUCAGCAUUUUAUUCAGAAUUUUUUUUGUUAUUUGUACUUCUAGACAAAUAUGAAUAACUAAUGCAUAUGCAUGUUAAUUGUAAUGGAAAGCUAUGGUAAGAGAAAAAUUUUUGUUUCCUUUUAUUUUUCUGAAUCAUACAUUAAAACAUACAAAAAAUGC